CAUUAUGUCUGACCUCAUAGCCAGUGUGUGUUAUUUGAGUGUGUGUGCGUAUAAAUGGACCUCUGCCCCUCAGUGGAGGACAGUCGUCAACAUCUGGCCUGACAUCUUCAACAUGAAGGUUUAUCUUCUCCUGCUGCUCCUCCUGCCGCUCAUUUCAGCACAACAGUUCACCAUCGAGUGUCACGGCUUCGACGACUACAUGGUCAACCUGAAGCUGAAAUGUCAGAGCAGCAACGUGCAACAAGCCUGCUACACAAGAGACAACGGCGAGAAGGGAUGCAUUACGGUUGACAAGUGCUCCCAACCCGGCUGGACCUGUUGCCAUAGCAACCUGUGCAACGAGUGAAGGCAGAGAUGCACUGAAUAAAACUGAAUAAAA
Molecule: messenger RNA, 379 nt
Organism: Nerophis ophidion (straightnose pipefish)
Lineage: Eukaryota; Metazoa; Chordata; Actinopteri; Syngnathiformes; Syngnathidae
Exons: 3
Coding region: 5-346 (113 amino acids)
Source: RefSeq, a predicted model, not a curated record